Messenger RNA from Symbiodinium necroappetens, 1509 nucleotides. The record is from the annotation of a GenBank genome assembly. NCBI's taxonomy places the organism in Eukaryota, Dinophyceae, Suessiales, Symbiodiniaceae.
AUGUCGAACGAGGAUCUUGAUGGCCAGGAGCUGCUCGCAGCGCGGACGCAGCUCUUGGAGGAGCUGCAGGUCGAGCGGCGCGAGCUGGGCAGGAAAGGGGAGCACCUUUUCAACCCAGCGAGGUUGAGCAGGUAUAUUCAGGGAAACAAUGGCUCGGUGGAGGAGGCCACGGCACACUUCCGGAAGAUGCUUUGCUGGUACAAGGAGGCGAAUAUGCUUCAGAAGCGGACGCUCAUCGAGAACAAACCCUGGUGCGUAGAUUCUGUGACGGGUGCCCGGGAGCUUUUUGACAUGAUGUGCAUCGAUGCUAGCAAGUUUACCAAAGAUGGAAACAUGCUUUGGGUACAAAGAGAUGGUUUUGCCCAAAUUGAGAAAAUCAUGAGCCUCACUGAUGAGGAUCUCGUCGGUCGCAUGAGCCUUCUCUGUGAACUGCGGGAGCAUCACUUGGAUCAGCUCAGCAUAAAGAAAGGCAAGCUGAUGAAGAGCUUCCAGGUUCGAGACCUGACAGGGCUAAACAUCGGCGCGGUUCUCCGAAGCAGAUUUGUGAUGAAGCGUCUUGCAGAUGUGUUCAAGAUUGUGAGCACGGCGUAUCCAGAAACGUUGCACCAGAUGGUUAUCGUCAAUCCACCUGCAGGCUUCAACCUGUUUUGGACUGCGGUGCAGCCGAUGCUCAAUGAUCGGAUCCGGAAGAAGUUCCGAUUCAUCCCUUCAGGGCCAAUGGACUUUCCUCUGGAGUUGGUCAAGAUGGCCGGCGUUGGAGUGCUGGAGUCCCUAGCAAAUCUGGCAGAUGUGGUGCAGAAUCGACAUGAAAACAACUUGACCUUGGCUCCUGGCUUUGCCCACUACAAAUGCCAGCGGCUACCUGCUGGAAGCAUGGCCAGCUGGAGCUUUUCCGUCACGAAAAGCUCUCUCCACUUUCGGGCGAUCGUGAUUGAAACGUCGGAUGAAGAUUCCCAGCACGGCGCUGCAGGUCUGGCAUGGCGAGACGUUUUUGAAGCCCAGCCGGUUUCAGGUGUCGUCUCUGGCCAAAGCGACGUUCUGGAAGUUGACAGCCUGCUCUGGCUGGCUUGGUGCAAUGCAGACAGCUGGACACAGAGUGUGCCGCUGUCGAACCUUCAGCUGAUGGUCUUUCAGAAGACCAGCCCACCCGACGAUUUCGAUCGAAAUCCGUCCGUGUCAUCGAUCCGCUCGAGGCGAGAGAGUCGAAGCCCAACAAGCCUGGCGAGCUGCUUCAUGCCCUGGUGCGGUGUCGAUGACGUGCCUUCAGAUGAUGAGAGCUUGGAGUCGAACCCAAACCUGACAAGGCAACCGCAGUAUUCCUCCAGACCGCCUCAGACGCAGUCCGCCGAGAAAUGCUCAGAGAGCCGGCACUGCGAUGGCUUGUGGGGCGACGGCUUCGACGGCUUUACUUCACUGUUUUUGAGGAUAACAGUCCUGCUGCUGUUGAUUGCAAUGGCCCGCUCUGCCAGCACAUUUGCCAGCGAAGUGGAGCAGAGUCUAGCCCGUUAG